UGUUGUGGUCAUGAAUAUUUGGAUAUCAAUAUGGACUAUCUUCCUUUUCUCCUUGCUUUAUCCUUCAUAUGGGCAUGUAUCUAUAUCUCUACAUCCAACAUACGGCACCGGAAGUCUCUACCACCGGGUCCUCGCCCUUUACCGGUCAUCGGAAACAUAUUCAAUCUCGGAGAAAAGCCGCAUGAAGUACUUGCUAAACUCUCAAAAACCUAUGGACCUCUGAUGACUCUUAAGUUAGGCAACAUUACAACCAUAGUCAUAUCCUCUCCAAAUAUUGCUAAAGAAGCGUUACAGAAACAUGACCAAGCCUUAUCUAGCCGUAUGGUUCCAAAUUGCCUUUGUGCACAUAACCACAACAAGAAUUCAACAAUAUGGUUGCCAGCAAUAGAUCACUGGAGAAACCUUAGGAAGAUUAGUGCUACGCAAUUAUUCACUUCUCAAAGGCUCGAUGCUCGCCGCGAUCUUCGUCGAGAAAAGGUGCAAGAGCUUCUAAACUAUGUUGAUGAAAAUUGCAAAAUUAACCAAAUGAUUGAUGUCGGUCAAGCAGCUUUCACCACAGUGCUUAACUUGGUUUCAAACACUUUCUUGUCUAUUGAUUUGGCUGAUUAUAGUUCUGAGAGCUCUCAAGAGUUCAAUAAGCUUGUUAUAGAUAUCAUGGACCAAACUGGAAGUCCUAACAUUGCAGAUUAUUUUCCGAUACUGAGUUUAGUAGAUCCACAAGGUGUUCGAAGACGAAUGAAGAUUUAUUUGGAAAGGUUACUUCAGAAUUUUGAUGGGAUUAUCAAUAAGCGAAUGCAAUUAAGUGCUUCUUCUUCAUCCGGAACAGCUGAGGCUGAGGCUGAGGCUGAGGCUGAGGCUGAGGCAGAGGUAGAGGCAAACUAUGAUGUACUUGAUUCUCUUCUCAUGCUUGUCAAAGAAAGUAAUUCUGGAUUAAGACUUGAAGAUGUAAGGCAUAUGCUUUUGGAUUUUUUUGUUGCUGGCACGGACACAACAGCAAGGACAUUAGAAUGGGCAAUGGCAGAAUUACUGAAGAAUCCUGAAAAACUUUUAAAGUUAAAACAUGAGGUCAAACAAGUUGAAGGCGUAAUUGAAGAAAGUGACAUUAUCAAGUUCCCUUAUUUACAAGCAACAAUAAAAGAGACAUUUAGAUUGCAUCCACCAUUGCCAUUUCUAGUGCCUCGUAAAGCUGAAAGUGAGGUGGAGAUAAAUGGGUUCAAGGUGCCCAAAAAUGCACAAGUACUAGUCAAUGUAUGGGCUAUGGGAAGAGAUGAAAGCAUAUGGCCAAACCCAGAUAGGUUUGAGCCAGAGAGAUUUUUAGAUAACAAAAUUGAUGUGAAAGGGAGAGACUUUGAGUUAAUCCCAUUUGGAGCUGGACGGAGGAUUUGCCCUGGAUUGCCAUUGGGACACAGAAUGCUGCACCUAAUGUUGGCUUCUCUUGUCCAUUCAUUUGAUUGGAAAUUAGCACAU
Jatropha curcas is the source of this 1467-nucleotide messenger RNA. Its product is annotated as cytochrome P450 76T24. The record is from RefSeq and is a predicted model, not a curated record. Gene Ontology annotation, molecular function: heme binding; monooxygenase activity; oxidoreductase activity, acting on paired donors, with incorporation or reduction of molecular oxygen. Lineage: Eukaryota; Viridiplantae; Streptophyta; Magnoliopsida; Malpighiales; Euphorbiaceae.